UGAACGAGAGGCGUGGCCUCCACGCCCUAGUGGACAUCUCCGUUAUUCCUUUUUUUUUUCGUUCUUUCUUCAAAUCUUUCUCUUCUGUCUCGUUUCUGAAAUUUUUUUUCUCAUUGUUCAUCUUCAAUUUCUGAUAAUCGUACGUUGGUGUGAUCUGAUCUAUCUAAAGAUUAUAUAUCUCUUCAAAUCUCCCAGAAGAUUUGUCUCGCAUUUUGUAGUAUUUCUUUUUUAUGAAGUUGUGUUUGUGAGAAACCCUGACCAAUGAUGGAUGAUGAUAAAGUUUCCAAUGACCUCUGUUUACUCCCUGAUCUCAAUGUCCAUAAUGUACAUACCUCGACGCCUUUUGGUAGUAUCGUAUUCGAUUCAUCCAUUUGUGAUCUCCUAAACUUGGAAGAUGCUGGAGAUACGCCAAAUCUUAUACCGGAACAUAACCCGUUUUUUGAUUCUGUGGAUGGACAUCAAGAAGCAGAGUCGUCUCCGAAGGUGUACAUUGCACCAAGAGUCAUGAUAAACCAUCAAGAUUCGUUUUCGCUAGAUUCUCGAGUAGAUGACUAUAUCGAAGACGCAAGGAUUUUGCCUGGCUCACCUGGAGGAAUUCAAGAUCUUGACCUCACACGUCUUAGAGUUCCUGGCUCACCAAGAGCUUUUGUGCAUCCGAGAUCUUCUGGAUCUCCGCGUUUCGGGUCACCAACAAGUCCUAUCUUGAUCGAUACCGCCGCACCGUUUGAAUCGGUUAAGGAAGCAGUUUCCAAGUUUGGUGGGAUCACAGACUGGAAAGCACAUAAAAUCCAGACAAUUGAGAGACGGAAGACAGUGGAUCAAGAGCUUGAGAAGAUACAAGAAGAUAUGCCUGAGUACAAGAAACAAGCGGUUGUAGCGGAAGAGGUGAAGCAGCAGGUGGUGAUGGAGCUUGAAAGGACAAGGAGUGUUGUCCAAGAGCUAAAACUUGAGCUAGAAAAGGCUGAAAAAGAAGAGCAACAAGCGAGACAAGACUCUGAUCUUGCAAAGCUGCGAGUGGAGGAAAUGGAGCAAGGGAUAGCUGAUGAGUCGAGUGUUGCAUCAAAAGCUCAGCUCGAGGUGGCUAAAGCGAGGCAUUUCUCAGCGGUUUCUGAGCUAGGAUCUUUAAAAGAAGAGAUAGAUAUAAUGUCUAAGGAGUAUGAAUCUCUGUUGAGGGAAAAAGAUUCCGCUGCGAAAAGAGCUGUGGAUUCAGUUUCGGAAGCUAAAGAUGUAGAGAGGAAAAUGGAAGGUUUGACGAUAGAGGUACUUGCCACUAAGGAGUUGCUGGAGUCAGCACAUGCGGCUCAUCUUGAAGCACAAGAAAAGAAAUUCGAUGCAGCCAUGGCCAGGGACCAAGACGUUUAUAAUCAGGAGAAGGAACUCAAAAUGGUUGAAGAAGAGAUUGAGAGGGUUAGACAACAGAUUGAUGCAGCGGACGAUGUGAAAACAAAACUACAGACUGCUUCUUUACUUCAGCAAGAUUUGAGAGCCGAAAUAGCGGCUUACAAAGACUCGAACAUGGGAAAGAGAAACAACAGUGAGAUACAAGCAGCUGUUGAUUCCGCGAGGAAUGAGCUUGAAGAAGUUAGAUCAAACAUUGAGAAAGCAAACUCCGAGGUUUUUACGUUGAAGAUAAUUGUUGGAUCAUUGCAGUCAGAACUCGAAAGGGAGAAGAGAGAUUUAUCAGAUUCUAAACAGAGGAACAGCGAAGAAUCAAGAGAGGAGAGAUGCACAGAAAUAGCCAAGAAGUUGCAAGAAGCGACGAGAGAGGCAGAGGAGGCAAAGUCACUUGCCGUAGCCGCUCGAGAGGAGCUGAGAAAGGCCAAGGAAGAGUCGGAAAAAGCGAAAACAGGAUUCUCUGCAAUAGAGAGUCAGUUAAUCGAGGCGAAAAAGGAAAUGGAAGCUGCUAGAGCUUCAGAAAAGUUGGCCUUAGCUGCAAUAAAAGCGUUGCAAGAGACUGAAUGUGCUAACAAAAUCGAAGACAUUAGUAGUUCACCAAGAAGCAUAAUCAUUUCAGUUGAGGAAUAUUACGAGCUAAGCAAGCAGGCACAUGAGGUAGAAGAGGCAGCCAACAGGAAACUAGCGGAGAUCGUCUCCAAGAUCGAGGUGGCUAAGGAAGAAGAAUCAAGAAUCUUGGAAAAUCUUGAGGAAGUGAGUAGAGAAACAGCUAUAAGAAAAGUAGAGCUGCAAGAUGCAAUGGGGAAAGUUGAGAAAGCUAGAGAUGGGAAGGUUGUUAUGGAUCAUGAGUUGCGAAAAUGGAGGUCGGAAAAUGGGAAUAGGAGUCCCGAGGGGGGGAAUAAGGAGAACUUAAGCAAGUCGAAGUCAGCUUUACAUAAACCAACAUCAUUUGUAAUUGGUGAACAAGGAAGCAGUAGUAGUAAUGUGACGACUCCUGAAACAAAAAAGAAAAAGAAAAGAUUCUCUUUGAUGCCAAAGGUCUUCAUGUUCUUGUCAAGGAAGAAGUCUCCCAACAAGUGAGUUUCUUACAGGUAGGUUUUACUGUCCUUUUUUUAACAUGUUCUAUUUUGUAUGUCGUUAUGGAAAUGGGAAACAGAGUAUCUGAAUUGAGAGAGAACAGUGAACUUGUGUAAGUGUUUGUUGGUUAGACCAGAUUUGUUGUACUCUUAAAUGAAAUAAAGGUAUUGAUACACUUGUCGA
This is a messenger RNA of Camelina sativa (false flax), 2655 nucleotides long. Its product is annotated as protein WEAK CHLOROPLAST MOVEMENT UNDER BLUE LIGHT-like 2. The record is from RefSeq and is a predicted model, not a curated record. Gene Ontology annotation, biological process: chloroplast avoidance movement; chloroplast accumulation movement. Gene Ontology annotation, cellular component: cytosol. Lineage: Eukaryota; Viridiplantae; Streptophyta; Magnoliopsida; Brassicales; Brassicaceae.